Zootoca vivipara (common lizard) is the source of this 1346-nucleotide messenger RNA. The record is from RefSeq and is a predicted model, not a curated record. NCBI's taxonomy places the organism in Eukaryota, Metazoa, Chordata, Lepidosauria, Squamata, Lacertidae.
AUGUACCUGGCUGAGGUGGGCUACAAGGAAGUAUCCAGAGAACCCCAUUGCUCAUCAGAUUUCUCCAACUUUGAGACGGAAUCUGUGCACCAAAGAGACAAGGAGAUUCAAGCAGAUCUGGAUCGCACCAGCAAUGUGGAAGGGUCUGAAUAUUCUUACCAAGGAGGCAGUGUAGGGUUCAAGGAGAUGCAAACUGAGAUUGAGUUUGCUGUGCAGAUAACCCCAAUUAAAGAUUUGAAAAAGCAUCGGGAAAGGAUGCUUCUCAGAAAUGCAUGUGUGACUUCUCCCUUCCCCACCCGCAAUCUGUUUCAGGAUGCCAACGGUUCAGGAUCCCCAGCUAUCCCCGCUAUUGUGACUGAUACGCUUGCUAAUGGAGACCAACAAACACCGUUAGGGACCAGAAGGCAGCUAGAAGCCACCAGCAGCCCUCUGCCAUUAGACGCGGUUGCCAAAGAGGAGAAGGAUGAGCACAGAGAGGAUAAGGAUGGCCAAGGAGCCAAAGAGCAGGAGCAGGUGCCCCGAAUUGUGGUGAGCGGAGGAGGAGAGUCGGAGUGGUCAAGCAGCAGGUUGAACUUAGCCAACGAGACUGAGCUGGAGAAGAGGAGGAUGGAGUUUGAGCUGACGAGGCUCAAAUACGAGCACGAAGAGAACGAGAGGCAGCGGCAGCAUGAGGAGAAGAUGGAGCAGCUGCGCCAGCAGCAGGCGCCACCCAAGAAGAUUGGACAACAGCUCCACGAACUCCUUCAGCCCCAGAACGAGUAUGCCUUAUUUUUUUUCUGCUUCAUCUUUAUCCACUUUAUUUACACAGCCAGGGAGCUGGCUUUCUAUUUUAUUAUGAAACACGACAUAUUCUGCUUUGCCAUUUUGAUGUGUUUCGUUUUCAAGAAGAUUUUACUGGAUUACAUAAGUGGGAGAAACUAAUCACGAAACAGCAGCAGACUCUAGACAGCAGAGAAAAAAAGAGGACAAGGAACUUCCUGGUGUUUAUGUAUCUCUGUUCUAUCGACUUUCCUUCCCUCCUCUUUAGAAUUUCCCCCUUUUAGAAUUUUAGAAUUUCCCCCUUUUCAAACGCAUGCGAUGAUUACAAGAUUUGGCUUGGCUGUCUUAAGUGCACUGGUAGUUCUCUCUAUCAAAUGCCCCUGCUGAGUGUUGUUGUUGUUGUGUUGAGUGUUGUUGUGUUGUUGUUGUUGUUGCUGUAUUCCUUUCCUAUUCAGUUAUAGGCUCAUCCAUUGCAGCCAUCCCACCUGAGCCUGUCACAGUUAUUAAAAUUAAUAAAUUGGCCUAGUAUUUUUUUUAAAAAAAACCUUAUUCUAUUUGCACAUUUUUAUGUAUCUCCAUUCAAUCAC